Messenger RNA from Lithohypha guttulata, 2229 nucleotides. It is a transcript of the gene ARP8, whose product is annotated as Actin-like protein arp8. The record is from RefSeq and is a predicted model, not a curated record. Gene Ontology annotation, cellular component: Ino80 complex. Lineage: Eukaryota; Fungi; Ascomycota; Eurotiomycetes; Chaetothyriales; Trichomeriaceae. The transcript is spliced from 3 exons. Bases 1 to 2229 code for a protein of 742 amino acids. Gene Ontology annotation, biological process: regulation of DNA-templated transcription; double-strand break repair.
AUGGUGGGUAAGAAGAGUGGGAAGGCUCUCCUAAGGGAGGAAGGCCUCGAGCGUACUGACAACAAUAUGGAACAAAGUUCGUGGCCAGUCAUACAGCCUAUUAACCAAAAGAAUUACUACGUCGAUUUCCUCAAGCGAGAUGAGCAGUUCCUUGCGGUCAGAACGCAACAAGAUGAAGCACGAUUACGGAUGAUUAAGAAUGCGAAAGAUCGAGAUCGGGCUCUUGCUCACGGCGGCAAGGUGAACGAAGAUGGGGACGUGGAUAUGGACGAGGACGAUGAAGAAGAGGAGGAUGAAAUCUCCGCCGGAAACAGAACUAUUGUAAUACAUCCUGGAAGCGAGAACUUACGGAUUGGACUCGCGAGCGACCUUUUGCCGAAGACUGUGCCCAUGGUUAUCGCUCGGAGAGCACAAAUGAGUGAAAUGGAGGAGGACGAUGGUGAACCUGCGCCGAAACGACGGAAACUUGACAGUGGCCUUGUUGAGCCGGUACCCGAGAAGAGGUUUGGCGAAGCCUUUGCAGCUAAGUUUGUGGCGGCUUCAAACGAACUCAAAGUGCGAAUGCGCAUGAACAAGCUCAAGGUCCUUCCACAGUCACGAGACAUGGUGGUCAGCUACAACAGAAGGGCGACAUAUGAGACCAUCAACGAGCACAACGAUACUAUGCAUAUCGAUUGGACCGACGUAAGCAAAGAACCAACCUAUGUGGCAGGAAAUGCAGCUUUGCGCAUACCAGACGAAUCAAAACCUAGAUACAAACUUCACUGGCCUAUACGGCAUGGAUGGGUCAACGAGAAGGACUACGACUCAACACGGAAUCUCUACAAUGACAUUGGUCUGAUCAUUGAGGAUUCCGUGCGCACAGAGCUCAAACUUGAGAUCAGGACGCGCAAGGAUUGGGCUCAAUACAACUGUGUCAUCGUAAUUCCAGACUACUACGAGAGGACGUAUGUUACCCAUCUACUUGACCUAGCGAUUCAAGAUCUCGGCCUCGCACGUGUUUGCUUCAUCCAGGAAAGCUUGGCUGCCUCCUUCGGCGCCGGGUACACCACAACUUGUGUGGUAGAUAUCGGUGCUCAGAAGACAUCUGUUUGUUGUGUCGAGGAUGGCAUGGUGAUCGAAAACUCACGUGUCAACCUCAAAUUUGGUGGACAUGAUGUUACGGAUCAGUUUGUCAAGAUGAUCAUUUACAACCAUUUCCCAUAUGCCGACGUCAACCUCAAGCGAAGGUACGACUGGCUGUUAGCUAAUGAGCUGAAGAAGAAAUACAGUACAAUAGUAGAGCCAGAUAUCUCAGUGCAGCUAUAUGACUUUCACCUACGAGCUCCGCGCCAGGACACUCGUAAAUAUAGCUUCAAGAUUUACGAUGAGGUUGCUUUGCCGAGUCUAACUCUUUUCAGACCCGAAUUAUUCGACCACAAAGGCAAGCUUGAUGGACGGCGGCGACUCAUUAGCAAAUCCUAUGACACCUACGAUGGAAAAGCUAACGACCCGACUUCGACCGCACAAGGCGAGAUUCUCAAAGCGUUGGUUCCACCCGAACCAGUUCCCGAAGCUCUGAAACCCAGGCCCAACGGUAUAAACGGUCUUGUCAGAGACGAGACUGACUCUCGACGUCCUUCGAUAGCACGUAUUCAAGAGCUGGAGAACGGCACUCCAACGCCAUCUGGUGCAAGUUCACCAAUUCGUAGAGCUACUCCUCCGAUUGACAACGGUACUCCACGCCAUACCGAGAACGGAACUCCGAUGCCUGGCGAUGACUCGCUGCUCAGGCCUGGGGGCGAUGAUACAAUGAUGGACACUACAGAACACCACUAUCCGACACCACAACAGCAAGAUCCUUUCUACCUCGAACGACGCGACGAUAUCCUUCCGAUAUACCCUCUUGCGUAUGCCAUAACAAGCUCUAUCAACCACGCUGCUCGUGGUAGUCCCGCCAAGACGAAAGACCUAUACAAUUCUCUUCUCCUUGUUGGCGGUGCUUCAAAGACUGCCGGCAUGGGUGCUCAUAUGGAGAUCACAUUACAGGGAAUACUCGCUGAGACUGGCUACAGUAGAGAAGUGGUUGUGAGUCGUCCACCAAGAGAGUUAGACCCCGAAGUUGUGACAUGGAAAGGCGGUGCUGUUUUCGGAAGAAUGAGUAAAACAAACGACAGCUGGGUCACCCCCUUCUUGUAUGAGAGGUUAGGUGAACGAGUAUUGGCUAGCAAGUUGAUGUGGGCCUGGUGA